Messenger RNA from Mya arenaria, 5154 nucleotides. RefSeq lists its product as uncharacterized. The transcript is spliced from 17 exons. Gene Ontology annotation, molecular function: metal ion binding; ubiquitin-protein transferase activity. The record is from RefSeq and is a predicted model, not a curated record. Bases 260 to 2464 code for a protein of 734 amino acids. NCBI's taxonomy places the organism in Eukaryota, Metazoa, Mollusca, Bivalvia, Myida, Myidae.
UGUACGCUCUUUUUUGAUGAUAUAAAGCCACAUGACUUUAUUUCAAAAUCUUUAUAUUUCAAAUAUACAAGGAAGUAAAUUUAUGAUAAAAAUAAACGAACGUCUAGUUUCGAUUUGUAUAUAUUUAUCUAUAACAAGAAUCGAAAUUAAAAUCGAGUCGGAUAAACCCGUAAACGCGAUUUAACAAUGAUUAAAGGACAAAUGUGUUGGAAACAAUUAAAACUUUCUUUAGUAACAUGCCUGAACAAAUGUUUCAACAAUGAGCUAUGCUAACGCACAACAAAUUCAGGCCGUCCACCAAGAGGUAUUGGAAGUUAACAGCACUACCAAGUUUGUUCUGAAACGGGUUAACGAACUCAGCAAUGCACUCCAAAACAAUCAUUGCUCUCCAGCAUGUGCGAAAUUCAAAAAAGAGAUACUAGAAGAGAUAGGAGUUUUGUCGGAAUCUGUGGAUGAACUUAAUAAGCAAGAGGUUAAAAGAUCAACACAAUAUGAGGACGAACGAAGGAUACGUGAGGAAGAAACAAGAAUUCAAGAAGAGGAGAGAAGAAAUAAGGAUGAGGAAAGGAGAGUACGCGAGUCUAUAAUGCAAGAUGAAAUAGAUCAAUUAAAACAAACGGUGGAAGAGUUUAGGACUAAUCUAAACCGGAUGAUUGCCAAUGGCCAUCCGGUUCUUGAAACAAAACAUGAUAAACCAUCUAUAAGAAGCACAGGAAAAGAGCUUGUUCUGAAACGUAACCAAACAGUGGCACAUGUACCAACUCGAGGUUCAUCAACUAAUCAGAGUUCUCGCUCUUUAAUGUCCCAAAAUUAUGACCGCAAUGACAGGGGUUUGCAACCGGCUAGAGAAACGCGACUAAACUUUUCAAGGCGACCACAAAGUCAGGGAAAUGAAACAAUUGCGUCAACCAAUCCGAGUUCAUUGAAGCAGUUAACAUGGGACGAAACAUCAAACGAGAGCUCAAAAGUCGACGAGUCGACCGCCGAGGAGAAGGCUUUCUUUGGGACCAAUGAGGUUUGGAUAGUGGAAGCAAAGAACGAGUUACACACAAGUCAGGCCGAGGUGGGGUCCUUGGAGGGAGUGUUUACGAUUCUGCUUGUGGACACGUCAUCCAGCAUGAGGCAAGAUGGUGCUUGGAACGAGACUUCAACCUUUGUACACGACUAUCUAGCAGGUCUUCAGCGAAUGGCCAGUGAACAAGGGUGUGAGGAAUAUGUGGCGUUGGUAACCUUUGGCAAAGUGACGGGGUGCAUACAGCGGUUCACACAAUCAUAUGAAAAAAUUCUGCAAGCAUUUGAGAAAAUAAAGCCUGGAGGACCAAGUCCGUUAUACGGGGGAUUACUUCUGGCCCAGGCAAUUUUCCUGUCACCAGCAGACACAUUGCCAAGUCUGACGAACGGACUUAUGGUGCACCCGAAGUUGAUACUAAUAACGGACGGAUACCCGACGGAAAGUUGUCUUUACAGAGGGCCCGAUGCCACAGUUGCAAACAUUGCACCAGAGACUUUACAGGAUAUACUUGCAGCAACAGAACACGCUGUUAGAAGCACAGACGGGCCUGUAGCAGAUAUGUUCAUUUUACCUGUCGGAAGAGCCAACAGGGAAUUUAUCAAAGUGCUUCUCGGUGACGCCAUUUUCGGGAAAAUACUGCAUUUUAGGGAUGGUCAAUCAUUUUCUAGACGACUAAUGCUAACGGGAAAAAUCCUCCCGGAACUGUUUUCAGAUCCUUUCUUAAUGUCACUACUUAGACAUGACCCAACACGUUUCUACAGAGAUAGAAUACCCGUUGACGACCCAAGUAUUACUCGACUUGAUACGGAGCAAAUGCUAGAAAUAAUAGAUAUGGACCAGAAACGCCGUUUGGCAAAGGCAAAUGAAGUAAACCCUUACAACGAGGAACCUGAUGGUACGUUCCCUCGGAUUGGUUCCCGAGUACGACGAGGCCCGGACUGGGACAAGGAAGACCAAGACGGGGAGGGGCCUGGGACAGUUGUGGGGCACAGGAAGGAAUUUGGUGGCAACGUCGUGUUUGUGAACUGGGACGCCUCGGGCAAGGUGUUCCAGUAUGAGUAUGGGCACCGUGACCGUUACGGGGUGUGGCCAGUGAACGAGCCGAGGAGGCUCCACCCCGGGCAGCCGCUUGACGUGGGGUGCUACGUUACUCCGGCAAAGGACUGGUCGGGCGAUGCAGCUAUUGUAGGCCAAAAAGGAGUUGUACUUUUGGUACGCAGGAAAGAAACCAUUAGGAUGGUAGUCGUGCGAUGGAAUAUUGGAAGUAUUGGGGAAUAUUCUUAUGGUGAAGACAAGCGUUUUGAGGUGAAAAUGUGUGAGCCGUGUGAGCUUCAGCCUCUGGGGGAAAGACAACGCCCUUUGAGAAACCAGCCCCUUACGCAGAGGCAAAGAGCAGGAGAAAACCAACCACCCGCCAUCAAACCGAGCAAAAAUAAAAACAAAAACAAAUGAAUAUCAUGUAUUAAUAUCAGAAGUUGGUUAUGAGUUUUGGGUGUAUCUGGGUUUGUUUUCAAUCUUAUCUUGAAAUUGAUGGGAAAUAUGAUAUACUAAGACAAUUAUGUUAAAAAAACAUGAAUGCCAUGAACUAAAAGCGUGAAUGUGUUCUAGUCCCACCAAGUUAUUGGUACUUAUCAACAAGUACAACCAUGCACAUCGGUAGACAUGGCACCGAUAACACAAACUUAUUUAAGAUAAUUCUCAAUCUCAAUUUAAACUUUAAACCACAGAACCUUAAAGCAUGAUUUUUAAUAUGUUUUAAUCUUUUUAAAAACCCAAAUAUUCGGUCAAUAUUUUUAAGAGCAAAACGAGUACUCGAUUCAAACUUAUUAUUUUUGCGUUUUAUUCAAGUACAUUUUGUGACUUAGAAAUAAUAUUCGAAAGAGUAUUCAGCAAUAAUGUUUAUCACCGUAAGGCACCAGAUAAUGCACUUUUGAAAAUAAUGAAACACAAGUAUUUUUUUUUUAAUCUUGCUGUUAUGUGCAAAAAUGAGUUAAGCUUGAGAUUGAAAAAUGGCUUGAGUGUUUUGGUGAUAUAGGGUACUGAACAAUGGAUAAUAUAUCAUUUUCUUUUAAAGUGGUAACCGAGAGUGUUUGGCUAACAACUGAGUAGUAAGGCAUUAUAACGUUAGGUUUUAUUUGUAAUGAAAGGGCGUCCAGGAUGAUCACUAACAUUCUACUUAAGGGCAUUUUGUGAUAUUUGGCAUAUUUUCAUGUUUUCGUAUAAAAAUGGCAUUUUCCAAGACAAAUUUACACUGCAGCAUCAGCAUAAGUUAACACUAGUAUUUUAAUUGAAAUCCAAUAGAUGCCAAAUAUGUUUAUUAAAAAUUCACCGCUUAAAAAUACGUUGUGCAUAUGUAUUGCAUAUACAACAUAAGACAAUACUAAUAUAAACUCGCAAAAAGGCGUCAAAUCGACUUACAGAGGGAGCAAUAACGCAAUAGAUUCGUUAUAAUUUCACCUUUUGCAAUUUCGUAAUAGAGGCCAAUUCUGUGCAGUUACGCCUUUUAUUUUUUUAAUUUCCAGUGGCCCUUUCAGGCUUUUGUAAAAUAUUUAUCUGGAAUAUUGGCUCUUAUUAUAUUUUUCUAACUGGUGUUUUUUCUCUUGUGCCAUUGUUUACCCGCAAAAAUAAAAAAAAAGAAUUUUGCACUAAGUCAAGAGCAUUUUCUUUUGAAGGCUCUAAAGACUGUGAAUGUUCUAGUAUGCAAAUGCAAAAAGCACGGCCUUGGUUUAAAAACCUCAUGCUAAUUGUCUGAUGCUUGUUUAUGUCUUUUUUAAAAUUAUGCUUGUGAAGUAUUGGGAAUUCUAAAACUUAAAAACCUAUAGAAUACAUCAAAAUUUUGCAAGACUGUUAAAGGUACUACCUUAUGCAAAUAAUACAUGUGUAUAUGGUGAUAAUGUAUGUAAAGAGAUACCUAAGAAUUAUGAAAUAUUGACUUAAUUGAGUGAAUACUGAGCAACUUUAGAAAUAGUGUAUUCAAGCAUGAUUUAUCCAGUUGGCUUAACAAUAGUUAUGUCGUAUGGAUAAACAAAGGCAUUGGUGGGAAAAAAUCACUUAGAAUACGAAGAGCACUCAGAUAUAUUUCCAAUAUGUUUUCUUUUCUUUUCGUUUUGUAGAUGCUUGUCUGAGACUUUCUGUACAUCCUGUAAGCAUUAAAACAUGAAGAUAUGCAUGGAAUCGAACACUCAAUAAUUCAACUUUCCUUUUACCUGUAUGUUAAAAAAGCUCUUGUAAUGAGAAAUACCCUAUACACUGCUGACAGAUAACAUUAAAGUUUAGUUAAUCCAAUUUACUUGUAAAAACAGGUGGACAUGAUAUCGGAAAUUGUAUGUAUUAUAGAUGAUGUACGUUGUAAGUCUUAAUAAAAUGUCUGUUCGGUUGCGUUAUAUUUCCAGCGCAUUCGGAACUCCUCGGCCAUUUUUUUCAAAAACAACCUCGGAUGUAUUUGGACGGUUUACACACUCAAAAAGAGGUACGUUUAAGUCCGCUGCAAGUAGAUCGCGUAGUAAUUUUAUUUAGCAGUUAAACUUUAUGUCUUUUUUCUUGGAAAUCUUAAUUAUGUUUGCAAUAAUACACUUCACUGGUAAUCAAUUUAAACUUAGAUCAAUUAAUACAACUCUAAAACACUAAAUUUAAUUAACGAUAUAAUUUAAAAAAAAAUACGAACUACUUCAACUGAUGUACCGGCAUACAUCCGAGGUUGUUUUUGAAAAAAUGGCCGAGGAGUUCCGAAUGGUUUCCAGCGUUGUGAUUCAAACUGAAAAUGGUUGGUGACUCACAUCUAUGGUUGUUAACCGACAUCAAAUGGUUCUUUUGACACAUUUAACACUAAUAUUUUUAAUGGACAUUCAAUAUAUGAUACACUGUUAAAAAUCUAUGUGGUAUAUAGAUAUUGCAUUAUUUAUCUGGAAUGCUUUUAUCAUUUUCUUUGUUAUAUUUCUUGUUACUGGCAUUGUUUUCCCUCAUGUAUAUUGAUAUUUAUAGUGCGGUAUUGCAGGAUGCAAAUGAUGGACCACGACAUCAAUGUCUACAUUUACAAUUUAUUUUGUUUAUUGUUAUUCGUCUUCCAUAGACUGUUCAUGUUACAUGCUUAUAUGUUUCUUGAUUACACAAUAUGCCAUAAACAAUAAAGAUAUGUUUUGUUA